This is a messenger RNA of Oryctolagus cuniculus (rabbit), 2828 nucleotides long. RefSeq names its product 3-hydroxyacyl-CoA dehydratase 3 (gene HACD3). Gene Ontology annotation, molecular function: 3-hydroxyacyl-CoA dehydratase activity. Gene Ontology annotation, cellular component: endoplasmic reticulum membrane. The record is from RefSeq and is a predicted model, not a curated record. NCBI's taxonomy places the organism in Eukaryota, Metazoa, Chordata, Mammalia, Lagomorpha, Leporidae. Gene Ontology annotation, biological process: very long-chain fatty acid biosynthetic process; fatty acid elongation; sphingolipid biosynthetic process.
GUGUCACUGCGCAGGCGCGGCCCGCGAGCGUGGGGUGUCGCGAGGCUGCCGGGCUGCGGGCGCUCUGGAGCGCGGGGGUUUGCGGCCUGCGUUCGGCCGGCUCCAGCCACGCACUAAGUGAGGCAGCGAGGUCCAGCGAGCAGAGCCUGCCGGCGGCGCCCUGGGCAGUGUGGCCAUGGAGAACCAGGUGCUGACUCCGCACGUCUACUGGGCUCAGCGACACCGCGAACUGUAUCUGCGCGUGGAGCUGAGUGAUGUGCAGAACCCUGCGAUCAGCAUCACUGAAAAUGUGCUGCAUUUCAAAGCUCAGGGACACGGUGCCAAAGGAGACAAUGUCUAUGAGUUUCACUUGGAGUUCUUAGACCUCGUCAAGCCCGAGCCGAUUUACAAGCUGACCCAGAGGCAGGUGAACAUCACUGUGCAGAAGAAGGUGAGCCAGUGGUGGGAGAGACUCACCAAGCAGGAGAAGCGCCCACUGUUCUUGGCCCCCGACUUUGACCGCUGGCUGGAUGAAUCUGACGCGGAGAUGGAGCUCAGAGCCAAGGAAGAAGAACGUCUAAAUAAACUCCGACUGGAAAGCGAAGGCUCCCCUGAAACUCUGGCGAGCCUGAGGAAAGGAUACCUGUUCAUGUAUAAUCUCGUGCAGUUCCUGGGCUUCUCCUGGAUCUUUGUCAACUUGACAGUGCGGUUCUUUAUCUUGGGAAAAGAGUCUUUCUACGACACGUUCCACUCCGUGGCCGACAUGAUGUAUUUCUGCCAGAUGCUGGCAGUGGUGGAAACCAUCAACGCAGCGAUUGGAGUCACCAAGUCGCCGGUGAUGCCGUCUCUCAUCCAGCUUCUAGGAAGAAAUUUCAUUUUGUUUAUCAUCUUUGGCACCAUGGAAGAAAUGCAAAACAAAGCUGUGGUUUUCUUUGUGUUUUAUUUGUGGAGCAUAAUAGAGAUCUUCAGGUACCCCUUCUACAUGCUGGCCUGCCUCGACAUGGAUUGGAAGGUGCUCACGUGGCUGCGCUACACCGUGUGGAUUCCCACCUAUCCCCUGGGGUGCCUGGCUGAAGCUGUGUCUGUGAUUCAGUCCAUUCCGGUGUUCAACGAGACGGGCAGGUUCAGCUUCACGUUGCCUUACCCCGUGAAGAUCAAAGUCAGGUUCUCCUUCUUUCUUCAGAUUUAUCUUAUAAUGCUAUUUCUAGGGUUAUACAUAAACUUCCGUCACCUUUAUAAGCAGCGCAGGCGGCGCUAUGGGCAAAAAAAGAAAAAGGUCCACUAAAAAGAGAGCUGUAGAUGGCUUCUUACCAGUUUGAGCCGGAUCUGUGUUCUUACAGUUUUACCUUCUUGUACUGAUGUAAAAGUUUUUUUUUUUUUUUUUUUUUUAAAGUUAAAUGAUUCAGUUCUCAGUGAGGCUUUCUUCCUUUCCCCCAGUAACAGUCCUGAACUUCCUGUAUUAUCUUAGUGUAGUACCUGCAUGACAUGGAUUCCUGACAUCUGACGACAGGGUCAUUCUCGUGUGUUCAGUGAGAGCAGGAGGCUCAGCCCCACCCCCACCCCCACCCCCACCCCCGCUGCCACGCUAGCGAGGCUGUGUCAGUGCGGUUUGCUACAAGAUGCGGGCCACUCUCACAGUGGGAUUUGUUCUGGUAAACAAAAGCAAGGCUGUAUUGCGGAAUCGAAGGAAGGCUGCCAAGAGGGACUGAGACAGGGCCCAGCAGGACCCUGUACCUGAGGGGCUGCUUGUUCGGUGGGGUGAUGCUGACUUUUUGAACAUCGUAUUAGUCACUGAUAAAACAGUUCUGAGUCCGAGAGGGGCUGGCGAACAUGUCUUUUGCACCUGGCAUCUUUUGGCCUAACAACAUCUGUUAGUUAGCACAGUGCUUGCCACUGUGGGCACUGGAGAAGCACAGAAUGAGUUGAGAAGAUCCAGUCAGAACCUUGGAACGCCAUGAUCAUUUUAUUCCUAGCUAAAUCAGAACCAUUUUCAACACUAAAGGACUGUGAAAAUCAGUGAGAUUAUAAGCGUUCCAAACUUAAAUGGCUACAGGGAUCAGGAGGAGACCAGCGUGUGGGUCAGAUUGGCAGUGAGCUGCUGGCCACGCAGUCGGGGCCAAGUGGCAACACUAGAGUGGUUCAGACACCUACAGAACCGCGCACAGAGCCAUGCACAGCCUGAACAAAGGCCGUCUUCCCACACUCGCUGAGUCCGUUUACUGGUGUGUUUGUCCGAGUGAAUGGUGAGACUACAUUUUUGAACCUCAAAACCGCCUUUUAUUCUGCUGUCAUUAGCUUUUUUUUAAAAAAACCUGUCUGGAGUAGAACACUGCAAAUGGAGCAGGGACUGGCUGCUACCAGCUAAUCCUUUAACAAGGAUUCCUGGCAGGAAAGCUACCAGAAGGGGAACAAAAAUAUUAGGGCUGGCCAUUGUGAAAAAAUAAAAAUCAGUUUCCUCUAAGACAUUCCAAGCCAAGUUAGAAGUAGCACCUGUAUAGAAGGAUUGCAGGCAUAACAGCUCCCCACUGUUCCUGGGGGAAGAGAAACUCAGGGGAUGAAUUAGUGCCGUUUCACUGAGAAGUUGGAAACUUGGCUGACCUAACGUGUCUGAUGAACUGAUUUUGAAAAAGCCAUUGCACUGAAGGGUGUUCUGCGCGUGUGUGGUUUCUGUCAACGCUCGUCUGUACCGCCUUCUGAUGCUGACUGACUGUGUGUGACAUCACAGCAGGUGCUGCUGCAUCCUGUGGCAGAAUCCUGAUUCUUAGUGAUUAUUUCAAGCCCCUUUACUGCUGUCUGAGAAAGUGGAAGAUUGUGUAUUUCUAUUAAAACAUUUACAAUCAAAAUCCUAA